AUGAAGAAUUUGCGCAUUGUCUCGUCCUCACUGCGUCCUCGACAGGCAUAUCGUCGUCCCUUUUCCUCCGUGGCAGCAGCGGUAGAAGACCCUCCUAAUAAAUCUCCCAUUUAUGUGGCGGCUACCCGACAACAUGUGGGCAAGACGACGACUUCGUUGGCCAUUAUGAGUGGCCUGCAAAAACGAUUCGAUCGAGUGGGAUUCAUCAAGCCUGUCGGACAAGUCUGCUUAACGGUACAAGAUGAAUGGGGCAAUGAUAUUGACGUGGAUAAAGACGUGGUGGUGGUCCGAAACCAUUUUGGAUUGGAUCACUGUCCCUACCAACACAUGAGUCCAGUGAGAAUCCCACCCGGUUAUACCAGAGAUUAUGUCGAUGGGCACAUUACAUCAUCGUCUCAACACGAAGAUAUCCUGGAAUCCUUUGAAGUGAUUGACAGUGUCUCGGAUGUGACGCUCUGCGAGGGAACUGGGCACUGUGCAGUGGGUAGCAUUGUCGGUGCCUCCAAUGCCCGUGUAGCUAGUUGGAUUGGAGGAAAAAUGAUUCUGGUAGCCAACGGAGGACUCGGUUCUACAUUUGAUGAACUGGAACUCAACCGAGUUCUUUGUGACUACCACAAUGUUGAAGUGGCGGGAGUUAUUGUCAACAAAGUUCAGCACGACAAGUACGAACAAACACAAUAUUACAUUGAAAAGGCUCUGGAGACGAAUUGGGGCAUCCCACUGCUCGGGUGUAUCCCGGAUCGACCCUUCUUGGGAUGCCCUGCUUUGGUCGACCUAGAGAGAUUAUUCGAGGGAUCCUUCCUCCUGGCCACCAAGGAAUGCCAAAAGCUAAAGCACUACAGCGUUCGGGACAUUAACUUGGUGGCAACGUCUCUGGCUGUCUUUUUGCGCAAUCUCAGAAGCAACCAAGAUCGCACCCUGUACCUCUGCCACAGUUCCCGUGUCGACAUUAUGUUGGGAUUCCUCAUGGAGUAUCAACGAACCAAGGCACUUGGAAAGCCGUGGGAAGCAGCUCUCGUGGUUUGUGGAAGAGAAGAGUAUGAACUGCCGGACAAUGUCAUGGACAUGUACCUGAAAUGUGAAGCUCCACCCAUGUUGGUUUGUCGAGAAGGGACCAAAGCCACUAUGGAACGCAUCAUGGCUUACACACCGAAACACAACAAUGAAGACACGCACCGUUUGGAAAUCGCUGUCAACCACUAUGAACCAUUCAUUGACUUUGACCUCCUGUUGGAGCGAACAGGAAAUGCUAUUCCAGCGGCCAAGAGCGCCAGUGCUUAA
Molecule: messenger RNA, 1281 nt
Organism: Seminavis robusta
Lineage: Eukaryota; Bacillariophyta; Bacillariophyceae; Naviculales; Naviculaceae
Source: the annotation of a GenBank genome assembly